This is a messenger RNA of Pieris rapae (cabbage white), 2818 nucleotides long. Its product is annotated as protein O-mannosyl-transferase TMTC1-like. The record is from RefSeq and is a predicted model, not a curated record. Gene Ontology annotation, biological process: protein O-linked glycosylation via mannose. The transcript is spliced from 15 exons. The coding region runs from base 308 to 2587 and encodes 759 amino acids. Lineage: Eukaryota; Metazoa; Arthropoda; Insecta; Lepidoptera; Pieridae. Gene Ontology annotation, molecular function: protein binding; mannosyltransferase activity.
CGAGAGUCGCCUCUGUGCCGCGCGCCUUUCGUACUGUGCGUGACGUGUUUAGUGGACUUUUUCCGUAGCUCGCAUUAUUGAUACAAGGCGAAGUUGAGAAGCCGAAAACGACAAAGGAAAAUCUUUUGAAAGCCGAGCUUAGGGCUCAUGAAUACGACAUUAGCGGUCGGCUGACCCACUAUGUUGAUUUAUAUCCCGGUGAUCCAUCACCCCUGAUAAACGGGCUAUGAGAUAUCUACACGCUUAACGUGUCAUAAGACUUUCAUUAGUAUAAGUUUUUGAAGCGUAAACAUGUGAAUCGAGUAAAAUGCGACGUCGACCGCUACCAUCUGUGCGCGAGGAAGCGGCUACCAAAUCAUGGAGGAGUGUUUGUGAAAAUGAGUGGGUGACGUAUACUUUGGUUGCGUCUGUCGGUGCUUUGAUCUAUUCAAACAGUCUGAAUGGCGAAUUCGUCCAUGAUGAUAUCCCAGCUAUCGUGUCUAAUGGGGACGUCAAUGGCGCCAAUUCGGUGUUAAGGAUAUUCAAAGAUGAUUUCUGGGGUACACCGAUGUCUGAUCCACAUAGCCAUAAAUCGUAUAGGCCGUUGACAACAAUCACAUUUAGAGUAAAUUAUGCGCUAUGCGGCGUAUCUGCAUGGUGGUGGCACCUCUUCAACGUCAUUCUUCACGCCGCUUGCUGUGCGCUGGUGGCCAGAACUGGCGUACUGAUAGCGCGACUCCAACGGCCUUUUGCAGCACUGGCAGCCUUGCUAUUUGCGGUCCAUCCUAUUCACACUGAAGCGGUGUCGGGUGUCGUGGGUCGCGCAGAUGUGUUGGCGUGUUUUUUCUUCCUUUCUUCUCUCCUACUUUAUCACGGUUGUACCAGUCGGCACCGCGUGGUAUGGAGUGUGGUGAUGGCGGCUCUCAGCAUGUUCGCUAAGGAGACUGGUCUCACUGCGCUUCUAUUUAAUAUUGUCUUUGACUUAUACAGAUGCUGGGGAACAUUAUUCAGAUCUCCUGUUCGUUGGCGAUGGAAAGGCGAUAAUGUAUGGAGCCGAGUGAGCAGGGGUCUCUUGGCUUUGAUCAUAUUAGCGGGAUUCCGUCUGAUACUUUUACAAGGAUCUCUUCCAGCAUUUUCAGCACAAGAUAAUCCUCCAGCCUUUCAUCCCUCAUUCACUGUUAGGUUGUUGACCUUCUGCUACCUGGCCGCGUUCAACUGGUGGCUCCUGAUAUGUCCCUGGACCUUGAGUCACGAUUGGCAGAUGGGUUCAGUACCACUCGUAACCACGCUCUGGGACUAUAGGAAUCUGCUCACUGGAGCUGCCAUUUUGGCCUUGCUGGCCUUGACCUACAGAUUUGUUAUGGACUUAGAGCUACAACGACAUACACCAGCAGUGGCAGGUCUGUUGCUGCUCAUCAUCCCUUACUUGCCAGCUUCGAAUUUACUGGUCACUGUGGGGUUUGUUGUCGCUGAAAGAGUGCUUUAUAUACCAAGUGUGGGUUCAGUAUUACUGACGGUGUGUGGGAUGCAGGCGCUAUGGCGUCGUGGGGGUGGGAGUGGGAAGCGGCUGAUGGCGCUUGGCGUGGCCGUGGUGGUGGCCGGUGGGGCUGCACGAACGGUGCUACGGAACCAGGACUGGCGUACAAGGGAGACGAUACUCAGAGCUGACCUAGCCGUUUUGCCUCACAACGCGAAAUUGCAUUACAAUUUUGCAAACUUCCUGAAAGACAUCGAGCAACAAGAGAACGCAAUCAAACACUAUAAAGAAGCGUUGCGACUCUGGCCUAGUUACGCGAGCGCGCACAAUAACCUUGGCACGCUGGAAGUCUGGUCGGGACGCGCUGAGCAGCACUUCCUUCUGGCUCUGCGGUACAACGCGAGGCACCUCAACGCGCACUAUAACCUGGCGAGGCUUUAUCGCAAAAAGAAUCGCAUCGCGGAAUCCUUGAAGAUGCUUGAGCGCUGUAUUUCCCUGGAGCCUCGGUUUGUCCCCGCCCACGUGGAGAUGUUCCUGACAGCUGCCGGCCAAGACAAGCACGCCGCCUUGCGCCGACUGUUAGACCUGGAGCCACGCAACUGGGAACAUUAUUUCCGCUACGGGAACUGGCUAAAGGGGAAAGGUCUGUGGGCUUUAUCCCUAAAAUACUACCAAAGUGCUGUUCGGGUUUCAUAUGUAACAUCCCGUCGUGCGGCUCUGCCUCCGUUGACGGCCGCCGCUUUGCUGCUGCGUCGGGAUGGACAAAGGAUGAGAUUGCUGCAUCUACUCACUAGGUGGCAGGGUGGGCGUGGGGCGGGCGGCGCAGCGGAGCGGGCUUGGAGGCUUAGGACAGAGCUUGCAGGGCGGGCGGCGCGAUACACACGGGUAACACAGUCAAAAUCGACCUGUCUCCAUCACAGCCACCUCGAAGUAUCGGCACAUUCAUAUCGAACUAACGAAUAUACAGACAUUCACGUAAAGUCCGAAUGUCAAACUCUCCCAGCGACAACAAACCCCCAAUUUAAACCCACACACAACAAAUCCGAGACAAAACUCAAAAGUUGUCCGUUGAAGGACAGGAAUGGGCCCGACCCAUUCGCUUUGGUUUCUGACCAUUUAAAGACUUAUUAGGUAUAAGGAACAUAGAUUGUGAUUAAAAUUAAGUCGUUUUUGGAUGAAGGUACUCUCUCGAUAACGAUAGCUAACCAUUGAAAUACCGUUUUUAUACCAAAUUUGUUAUAUUAAAUGGAUUUGUAAGAAACUUUAAGUGGUAUUAACGAUUCGAUGACGCAACAAUAUUUUGAGGUCUGGUCCUCAGAUUUCUGUAUCUCUUUCUUGAUCAUUUGUCAAUCGAAAACGAAG